Messenger RNA from Corylus avellana, 2255 nucleotides. The record is from RefSeq and is a predicted model, not a curated record. Lineage: Eukaryota; Viridiplantae; Streptophyta; Magnoliopsida; Fagales; Betulaceae.
AUGAAGAAGACUAAACACCAACAGCCUCUCCUGCUGUGCUUUUUGCUGCCCGUUUUCCUCUUCUUCCAAUCCAUAUCGGCUGUUGAUUUCGUUUUCAAUGGCUUCAACUCCUCCAAUAUGUUACUCUAUGGCCUGGCCACCGUUGAAUCUCGUGUUCUAACGCUCACUAACAACACAAAUUACUCAAUCGGUCAUGCUCUUUACCCAGAAAAGAUCCAGGCAAGAAAUCCAAAUUCUUCUUACGUGUAUCCUUUCUCAACUUCUUUCAUCUUCUCGAUGAUUCCUUACAAGAAUAUUCCUCCUGGGAAUGGCAUAGUUUUCAUUUUUGUGCCCGUUACUGAAAUCGAAGGCGCGACGUCAGCUCAAUAUCAAGGCCUUUUCAACUUCACCAGCAACGGGAAUGCCAAUGACCAUGUCUUUGGUGUCGAGUUUGAUGUGUUUAGGAACGAAGAAUUCGAUGACAUAAGCGCCAACCAUGUUGGAAUCGACGUGAACUCCCUCACAUCAAAUGCCUCACACGAUGCCGGGUACUGGCCCGACGACCAAAGAAGCGACAACAGCAGCAAGGCUGAUGAUGAGAAGUCAUUCAAGGAAUUGAAGCUUAAUAGUGGUGAAAAUUACCAAGUUUGGAUUGACUAUUCAGAUUCUUUGAUUAAUGUUACUAUGGCUCCGGCAGGCAUGAAAAGGCCUCGGAAGCCUUUGUUGAAUGUUUCUCUUAAUCUUUCUGAGGUUUUUGAGGAUAAAAUGUAUGUUGGCUUUACUAGUGCUACCGGAAAGUUCAUGCAAAGUCACAAGAUUUUGGCUUGGAGCUUUAGUAAUUCAAACUUUUUGUUAAGCGAAAAUUUGGUUACCACCGGUCUGCCAUCGUUUAUUCUUCCAAAGGGUUCAAUAUUUCGAUCGAAAGGGUUUAUUGCAGGAUUCACAGUGGGAGGUUUCUUCGUUAGAGAGGAAAUGGAAGAAUGGGAAUUGGAGUAUUGGCCACACAGAAUGUCUUAUCAAGAAAUUGAUGCGGCCACAAGAGAAUUCUCAGAAGAAAAUGCGAUUGGAAGUGGAGGGAAUGGGACGGUUUAUAAAGGUGUUUUAGCAGGAGGGGCAGAGAUUGCAGUGAAAUGCAUUUCACAUGAAAAUGAUGGGAUGAGAGAAUUUUUGGCUGAAAUUUCAAGCCUUGGGAGAUUGAAGCAUAGAAGUUUGGUGGGGUUGAGAGGGUGGUGCAAGAGAGACAUGGGGAACUUCUUUUUGGUUUAUGACUAUAUGGAAAAUGGGAGUUUGGACAAGUGGGUGUUUGAAUGUGAUGACAGGAAGAUGUUGAGCUGUGAAGACAGAAUAAGGAUUUUGAAAGAUGUGGCUUCAGCAGUCUUGUACUUACAUGAGGGGUGGGAAGCAAAAGUCCUACAUAGGGACAUUAAAGCCAGCAAUGUGUUACUUGACAAGGACAUGAACGGAAGGCUAGGGGAUUUCGGAUUAGCCCGAAUGCACGACCAUGGUCAAGUGCCUAACACAACUAGGGUGGUCGGGACCGUCGGAUAUUUGGCACCAGAAGUGGUUAGUAGUGGGCGGGCAUCGGCUGAAACUGAUGUGUUCGGAUUUGGUGUCUUGAUUUUAGAAGUCAUGUGUGGAAGGAGGCCUAUAGAGGUAGGGAAGCCACCUUUGGCAGAUUGGGCAUGGCUAUUGAUGGUACAAGGGCAAUUAAUGAAUGCCAUUGAUGAGAGAUUGAAGGGAAGAGGCGAGUUUGAUGAGGAAGAAAUAGACAGGGUGCUUCACUUGGGCUUGUUGUGUGCUUACCCUGACCCAAGUUCCCGCCCAACAAUGAGACAAGUAGUGAGAGUGUUGGAGGGGAACAAAGAGGUGGAGGUUGAGGUUGAAAGUGAGGAUAUGGAUGCAUACUUGCUCCAAAGAAUGAAAUCCAUGGGUAGGUGGUCUGAGAUUCCACAAAAUUUUGGGUCUUCAUCACACCCAACAUUUGAAGAUAUUUGGCAGUUCAAGUCUUCAUCCAUGACUUUCUCUUGGUCCAAUUCUAUGGCGGAGGGCAGAUGAAUCUGUCAUCUCAGAAGCAACGGAAGAUUUCCUCAAAACGCUUGGGGAUUGGCUUCCAAACGUUGGCAAAUAUUCAUUUGGUAAGUUACGCCUUGCUUUAUGACUCUGACCAAGAAGACGGCAUGGAUCUAGACAUGAACAUGGUGUCCAUUUGAACAAAAUAUUGAGGGAAUAGUUUUGAUUAGCUUAUACCAAAACUCAAAACCUUUCCAUUCGAUUAU